GGCCAACCACAUGAAAGUGUGGCUUGUUGUGUACCAGAUAAACACCCGGCAGCUCAUGAAGCUCAAUCUUCACUUAUGUGAAAUACGGAACACAGACACUGACGGUAUUUUCAGAAAAUCGUUCCAUCACUUCAGAUGGCCAGUGCACAUAUUGAGAUGGAUGUUCAGCAUCAUGAGGAUUCUGCAGACGGCAGGCGUUCAGAUCACGAGCCGUUGGUGAAGUAUUAUCGCGCCAGUGAACCUCUGCCUGGAGUCAAACCUGUUCUGCACAACUUUCUGAGGAAGGGACCGGCGAGCUGGGCCGCUGUUCAGGCCUCCAGUGGAAUCUUGAGUGUGGGAAUAGGAGUCAUGUUUGCAGCGUCCUUUGACAUUAAUUUCUUUCUACUGACUUUAUUCAGAGUUCCCAUCGUUACUGGAAUACUGUUUAUUUUGACAGGAAUCAUGUCUAAUGUUCUGUACCGCCACCCAGAACUUCUACAAACGUGUUUCUUCGCCAAUAUUGUAUGUUUGAUUGUUUCUGUGGUUGGAAUGAUCCUGUUAUCUAUUGAUCUUGGUAUACACGUACCACAUAAAAUUCAGUACAAGAUGGAGGUCCUGGUGUUGUGUGUGACGCUGAUGGACACGAUCAUCGCUGCGGUUCUGAUUUUCCUCAUUCACAGAGAGAAACAGAAUCAGAAACAUUGAGCAUUGAUCUUCAAUCAUUCCCGUCAAUCAUUCAGCCGUUCCUGGAGAUAUCUGCAUCAUCUUCUGCGAUUUCUAAAUAAGCCCAACGCUCGCUCACGAACGAAGGUUUUCUGUCAGACCUUAAUAGAAUUAAAGAAGUAAAAAAGCAGAAGUGCUGUAUGUGUCACAGUAGAUGCUGGAACAACCAUGACCAAUUCCUCCUCUUAAGUUUUUUUCUGACUAAAUCUGCACAGAAAUUCUGUUCUGAGGUCAUCUAGAAGAACAUUUCAGCGUAAUGACUGAAGAACUGAAUAUGAGAACCAUUUACCAUUCAACCAAGAUUCUUAGGAAUAUCAAAAGCAUUGAUCAGUAAUAUUGAUAAAUAAAUUGUUUUUGUUGUGACUUGUGUUUACAAAAUGAGAAAUGUUGUGUUAAAUAGUGCCUGAGACCCAAUAUUUUCUACUUGCAGCUAUAUUUGUUUAAUAUCAAAAGCAUUGAUCAGUAAUAUUGAUCAAUAAAUUGUUUUUGUUCAGACUUGUGUUUACAAAACGAGAAAUGUUGUGUAAAACAGUGCCUGAGACCCAAUAUUUUCUGCUUGCAGCUAUAUUUGUUUUAUUAAACGUAGGUUUGUCCACUUGCAUAAUUUUUUCACUUUUGUAACGUUUUGCAUUGCACUGAAAUAAUGUCACAAGAAAUGUUUUUAUUUUAGUAUACAUCUGUUUCCUUACAGUAUUACUGUAUUGAGGACGCCUGAUAUAAAUGUCUUAAAUGUCAGAAUUCACAUGCAGUUUAUUUUUUUCAAUUGUCAAUAAAAACUGAAAUUUUCAACAAAAUUGUAAUCCUCAAUGGAUUUUAUUAGUAGUGCCAGAACUCAAAUCAUUGAACUAUUUGUACAAAUCAGAAAUACGGUGUAAAAACAACACAAGGAAUAAACUCACAACCAACGUCUCUGUACAUGUACAUGUCAAACAAACAUUAUUUAAAACGAUUUACAUCCAAGACCACCAGCUGCCGUGAGACGCUCACGAUUCAUAU
Molecule: messenger RNA, 1698 nt
Organism: Triplophysa rosa
Lineage: Eukaryota; Metazoa; Chordata; Actinopteri; Cypriniformes; Nemacheilidae
Exons: 6
Coding region: 136-684 (182 amino acids)
Cellular component (GO): membrane
Source: RefSeq, a predicted model, not a curated record